This is a messenger RNA of Cryptomeria japonica (Japanese cedar), 1523 nucleotides long. Its product is annotated as UNC93-like protein 3. The transcript has 3 exons. The coding region runs from base 1017 to 1466 and encodes 149 amino acids. The record is from RefSeq and is a predicted model, not a curated record. NCBI's taxonomy places the organism in Eukaryota, Viridiplantae, Streptophyta, Pinopsida, Cupressales, Cupressaceae.
CCUCCCCUGCAUAGCUCCUGCAAGUGCGCUUUUAUUUUAUUUGGCUCUGGGUUCUGCAAGUUUUUGUUUGAUCGGAGUUUUUAGGGCAUUCAUUAUUGAUCCUAACAUUCAUACUUAAUUACUGAUAUCAUAUCCCAUCAUCCUUGCUUGAUCUAUGUGAAUGGAUUCUCAUUUAUAUAGCUAAAUGUUAAGAGCCGAAUCCAUUGGAAUGAUCCAUAGAAUGUAUAGGAUAUAGGUCAACAAAUGAAUAAGUAAGAAAGAGGCCAUCGCAGGUUAACGUUUUUCAGUUGUCUGCUUAUGUUCAUGGAUAACUAUGCAAUUACAUUUGGGGUUGAAAAUAUCGAUGAUUUAAGGAAAUACCCAUUUGAUGAUUGGGUCGAAUAACUAUAAAAUUUAUUGAAGAGAUGACUUCUGACAACCUUCCUCUUCUAACAGACUUGUCGACGUCUGCUGAUGGUAAUGUUGCAGAGCUUCAGAGGCUCAAUUUUCAUUCGAAGACCUCCAGCCAUCAUUUGAGGGACCUUCAUGUUCUGAGCUUUACGUUUCUCUUUGUAUUCUUGGCUUACUCUGCAGCUCAGAAUUUGCAAAGUUCAUUACAUUUUGUGAGGAAUUUUCUUUUUCUCUUUAAAUUUUGCUUGAAAAUUGCUUAAUAAUUUUUUUGACAAAAGGUGUGUGGCAAUUUUGGUGUGAGAGAAUUAUCUUGUGCUGUUGAAAAAUGUAGCGGGUUAUUAUUUGAUCAUGAAAAUUAACGGAUUGCCCUUUGUCCAAAAGAAAAUUAGUAGGCUAGUAUUUUUUGGUGAUAAUUUGAUCUGUUAUUGUUGUUUUGGUGUAGAGCUUCACGAUUUUGGUUUGCAGGAUGGAAACUUAGGAACUAUGUCAUUGGGUAUUCUUUAUACAUCAUUCACUGUAUGCUCAUUUAUAGAAGCACCUGUAGCUAGAAGGCUCGGUUCGAAGAAUUCACUUGUUCUUGGGACUUCAGGCUACUGGUUAUUCAUUGCAGCCAAUCUGUAUCCACUAUGGAAGGCACAAGUAACUCAGGCACUACAUUGUCGUUUGCAGUAUUUCUUGGAAGCAUGAUCUUAGGAACCAUUUUAGCAUUCUUUUUAAGUAAACAAAGGAGGUCAAAAGCAGGGCUUGGCAUACACCAUCAAAAUUCUUCACAAUCUUCUUUCAAAAAUCUACUAAAGGUGACCUUUUCUCUUCUACUUGACAAAAGGAUGCUAUUAUUAAUCCCUCUGCUUGCAUACUCAGUCCUUGAACAAGAAUUUGUAUGGGCCGAGUUUACAAAAUUUAUAGUCAAACCUGCAAUUGGCGUAGCAGGAGUUGGAGGUGCUAUGGCCAUUUUUGGAGCAGCUGAUGCUAUUGUAAGUGGGCCACGUUUACCCCACAAAAAACAUGGUUGUGAAAAUAUGUUGUGGUAUUGUUUUCAAUAUUCAAAACCAUUUGACAAAGGGCAAACACCAUGAGCAUUUUUAGUGUAUUUUCUGCAUUUAACCUUCAUCAUAUUGAACUUGCCUUUUUGG